AUGCGUUCUGCUACCCUUCUCGCUCUUCUCCCCGCUUUGGCUUCCGCCGCCCCGCUCGAGAGCCCCACGUUCGGCGAGUGGAAGAUUGCACUGAACAAGUUGCGGUCUAUCUUCACCGAUGACAAGGGUAUCGUGGACAAGCCCAAGCUCGCAAGCUACAUCCAGCAUGUUCAGGCUAAGUACACCGAGGAAUCGUCGCUCGACAAGCGCGCCGACAUUGCCCUCGACAACGGCAACUUCACCGUCUGGACUGGCGACAUUGAGAUCGGCACACCGCCACAGAAGUUCACCGCGCUCUUCGACACCGGCUCGUUUGACUUCGUUGUCCCCGCGGGCUCUGUCGACAGCUUCGAGGGUGCCGUUUACGACCCGAAGUCCAGCUCCUCGUCCAAGGCGCUUAACAAAGACUUCACGUUGAACUACGGCUCUGGCGGUGUGAAGGGUAUGGAGUACAACGACACUGUCACCAUCGGUGGCUUGACGGCCACCGGCCAGACCGUCCUCGCGGCCAACUCCACCGAUGACUCGUUCUUCGGACAGAUGAACGCUCUCGUCGGCCUCUCCUUCGGCGCUCUCAGCACUCUCGGCAACUCCCCGAUCGUGCAGACUCUCCGCGACGAGGGCCAGCUCCCCAACCCCGUCUUCGGCUUCAAGCUGAACGAUACUGGCUCCGAGUUGUCGUUCGGCAGCUUAAACGAGGACCUCUACACCGGAGAGGUUACCUACCUCCCUGUCCAGGGUGACAAAUACUGGCAGGUCGAGUUCGACAAGAUGACCCUCUGGGACAAGGACGUCACUCCCAGCAACAAGGACGCCAUCAUCGACUCAGGCACCUCGCUUAUCCUUGCGGAUGAAGCGACCGUCGAGGCGUUCUACGGUAACGUUUACGGCUCGCAAAAGGAUGAGACUACUGGCUUGUGGGAAGUUAUGUGCUACAACAUUCCUCAAGUCAACGUUACGCUCGGUGGAAUGAAUGUCAUCAUCCCCGAGGACGUCUUCACCCUGGGCCAGGUUGCGGAGCACUCGAUGUACUGCCUCGGUGGUAUCCAGGCUACUUCGCUCUCUUCCUGGGUUUUCGGAGACGUCUUCAUGAGGAAUGUUUACACCGCUUUUGAUGCCGCUAAGAAGCAGGUUGGCUUUGCCAAGCUCGCCUAA
Molecule: messenger RNA, 1155 nt
Organism: Peniophora sp. CBMAI 1063
Lineage: Eukaryota; Fungi; Basidiomycota; Agaricomycetes; Russulales; Peniophoraceae
Source: the annotation of a GenBank genome assembly